This is a messenger RNA of Ogataea angusta, 1086 nucleotides long. RefSeq lists its product as uncharacterized. Gene Ontology annotation, biological process: endoplasmic reticulum to Golgi vesicle-mediated transport. Gene Ontology annotation, cellular component: membrane; trans-Golgi network. The record is from RefSeq and is a predicted model, not a curated record. The coding region runs from base 1 to 1086 and encodes 361 amino acids. Lineage: Eukaryota; Fungi; Ascomycota; Pichiomycetes; Pichiales; Pichiaceae. The transcript has a single exon.
AUGACGAGCAAUCGGACUUUGGACAAUGUGUUCGAUCCGGAGGAGUCCGACAUAACAAUCAAGCCCGAUAUUCCUCAAAUGGAAAGCUCGGGAAAUCUACAAAAUAGCACCCACCACAAAGCGCCGUCAGAAUCCCUAGAUACCGCUCCACCGAAGGCGACAAACGCAGCAACUAUUUCCAUGUUCUCUAAUUUUGUCAACCCCCAAAGCUACCUAGAUCCAAUACUAGAGAAUAAUAACAUUAAAUUUAAGGAAAAUCAGUUCAGUGGGGGAAACACAUUGGAUGAGUCCGUGCUCGCCACUUUAAGUAGAGAUCUGACAAGCAUUGGAGAUAAGUUGCUUUCUAUUCUAUGGCCGCUAAGAUUGCGACAGAAACUCAUGCUCGUUCGCAGAGUCGGUGAGCAAUUUCCCUCAACCGGAAGUAUGAUUAGUCACACAGACUCCUUCAAUCAACACGGUAUUUUCGAAGAACGCACACCUACCGAGAUAAGCAAUGAAUAUUCAGAAGAGACCAUACAAAAGAUACUUGACUGGGAUUUAUGGGGUCCGCUGGUAUUCGUUCUUUCAUUCAGCUUGAUAAUAACCUACUUGCAGAGUGAAUCAUUGAGCUCUGGGGGUGCUGAAUCCUCAGAAACUUCCCAAAUAUUCAGUGCUUCUUUUUCUCUUAUUUGGGUAGUGCUUGCUGUGCUCUCUAUCAAUAUCCAGCUAGUGUCUCCUGUUUCGCAAAUGACUGAUAAUGGCCGAUUAACUUCGGGGAUUAUAGGCCUUUCAUUUUUCCAAUGUAUGAGCAUCCUUUCAUAUACUCUAUUUCCGAUUGUCCUUGGUGGUUUGAGCUCUGUCUUCAUCUCAUGGAAAUUGCUGAGGCUUGUUAUAAAUUCUGUCAUGUUUUUAUGGUCUAUUCUGUGUUCAUGGUUGAUACUCGCCAUCGUCAAUAACUGCCGAAAAAUUGGUACAGCAUCAAUAAUUUACGGCAUGACCGGGGAAUCGUUUCAUGAUCAUAACGAUGGCGAGAAGCGAAUUUUACUCAUGAUGUAUCCUGUUAUCUUGGUCUUUGGUCUAUUAUCCUGGUUAUGUGUUAUAGUGUGA